CCUGGUCUCCUAGUACCUAUGCCUCGAACAUGCUACCCAUUCUGACUCUUUUGCCUAAAUGUUAAUAUUUAUCAUUUACAGCCAGCCACUGCCCCCUUCCAAAGGUAAGAACAGUAAACUUUAUGACAGGUGUGCUAUCAGUCCCAGAGGAGAUAAAAGCGGGAGGAGGAGCACUGAGCCAUUCGUCUGGAGGCCACGGACACCAAGCAUCUGACAUGGAGUUGGGGCUGCGGCCGGGUGUUUUCCUUGUGGGGCUUCUGCUGCUGCUGGGACCAGGGAUCACCCAAAUCCACAUCUCUUCUGGACAGAACACACUGGAAGGCCAGCUGUGGCCAGAGACUGUGGAGAAUUUUCCGUUCCUGUGCAACCCAAAGAAGUUAGGACUGACCAUGCCUUCUGAAUCAGUGCACUCUCUGAUGCCCGCUGACAUCAAAUUCAUAGCAGCCAUUGGCAACAUGGAAACACUUCCAGACUCCGGGACAGUCAACCUGGAGGAGAACAAAAGGAUUGAGAAGCCACAGCAAGCGUGCAAGGGCGUGAUGACGGUUCUUGCAGACUUCAUCAGCCACUUCAACCCUUCUGUUCUGAGGCCCAUGUGCCCUACUGGGAAGAGCGCGGCUCCCUACAACGAUGUCGUCACAGACUUACGGAGUCAGGCCGAAGAACUGGUGAGAAGCUUGAAGGAGAACCCGCAACUUGAUUUCCACCGUGACUGGAAACUCGUCAAUGUGUUCUUCAGUAAUGCCAGCCUGUGCUACUUGUGUUCCUCUGCUCACGAGAAUGGGCCCCUGAGGAGUGACAUGGACAAGCUGGCUGGGGUGCUGCACUACCUGCACCAGGAGGUCCCCAGAGCAUUUGUGAACCUGGUGGAUCUCUCUGAGGUUGUAGCCAUGCCCCACUGGCAUCCGGGGACUCGGCUCAGCGGGCCUGCACUGGAGUCCUGUGGUUGCUCGGGGGAGACCUCAAAGCUGUCCACGGUCGUAAGGCAGUGGUUCUAUCAGGAAGCCUGGGACCAGCUCCUGGUCUCCAGCGGCUUCAACAAGCAGGAAUCCUUCGCAGUAGUUUUCCAGCCUCUCUUCUACAAGGUGUCUCUUCCUGGGGAAGGACCCCCGUCCCAGGACCCUAGCACACUUGCCCUGAGCCUCUGGAACAACAUGAUGAAGCCUGUGGGACAUAAAGAUGAGCUAUUCAGCGCCAAAGAGAGGAAGUUGAUGAAGUGUCCAUCUCAGGAGAGCCCCUACCUGUUCACCUACAGGAACAGCAACUACCAGUCCAGAUCGCUAAAACCCCAGAGGCAGCCUGAGGUGAGAGAAGGAACAGAAAUCAGAUGCCCUGACAUGAGCCCUUCCGACUCAAUUCCCACCUCAGUUCACAGGCUAAAGCCAGCUGACAUCAAGGUCAUUGGUGCCAUGGGCGACUCUCUCACGGCAGGCAAUGGCGCUGGUUCCAAGCCUUGGAAUGUCCUGGACAUCUUAACACAGUACCGAGGCCUGUCCUGGAGCAUCGGCGGUGAUCAAAACAUCAGCACGAUGACCACGCUGCCCAACAUCCUGCGGGAGUUCAAUCCUUCCCUGAAGGGCUUCUCCACCGGCAUCGGUACAGAAAAGAGUGCUGGAGCCUUCCUCAACCAGGCUGUGGCAGGAGCCCGUGCUGAGAAUUUAGCUUCCCAGGCCGAGAGGCUGGUGGACCUGAUGAGGACUGAUGCGAGGAUAAAUUUUCAGGAGGAUUGGAAGCUAAUCACUGUGUUCAUAGGAGGCAAUGACCUCUGUGACUUCUGCGAUAACCCGGUCCGCUUUUCCCCCUACAACUUCACAGACAACAUCAGGAAGGCGCUGGACAUCUUCCACGCUGAGGUUCCUCGGGCAUUUGUGAACAUGGUAAAGGUGCUCCAGAUCGUUAACCUGAGGGAGCUAUACCAGUCGAAUAACAUCAGCUGCCCACGGCAGAUCCUCAGGGCCCUGUGUCCCUGUGUCCUGACGGCUGCUGAAAACUCCACAAACCUUAACUCCCUCAUUGACUUCAACAAGAAGUAUCAGGAGGGGACUGACCAACUCAUUAAGAGUGGCCGAUACGACACAAGAGAAGACUUUACAGUGGUUGUGCAGCCGUUAUUUGAAAAAGUGGACAUACCAAAGACCCCGGAGGGCAUUCCUGACAGCUCUUUCUUCGCCCCUGACUGCUUCCACUUCAGCACCAAGACCCACUCCCGUGCAGCUGUUGCCCUCUGGAAAAACAUGCUGGAACCCAUUGGCCAGAAGGCAGCGCACCAUAAUUUUGAAAUCAAGAUUGAUGUCUUUUGUCCAAACCAGGUCUCGCCAUUCCUGAGAACCUACAACAACAGCAUAGAGGACCAUGGGACCUGGCUGGCAUGCGCAGACAGGACCCCUUCUGCCUCAACUCCCACUUCAGUGCAUGCCCUGAGACCUGCAGAUAUCCAUGUUGUGGCUGCUCUGGGGGAUUCUCUGACUGCCGGCAAUGGAAUUGGCUCCAAACCAGGCGACCUCCCCGAUGUCACCACACAGUAUCGGGGACUGUCCUAUAGUUCCGGUGGGGAUGGCUCCCUGGCAAAUGUGACCACCUUACCUAAUAUCCUCCUGGAGUUUAACAGAAACCUCACCGGUUACGCGGUGGGCACUGGUGAUGCCAACGAUGCGAAUGCAUUCCUCAACCAGGCUGUUCCUGGAGCGAAGGCUGAGGAUCUCAUGAAGCAAGUCCAGAGUCUGGUGCAGAAGAUGAAAGAUGACCGGAGAAUAAAUUUCCAGGAAGACUGGAAGGUCAUCACGGUGCUGAUUGGAGCCAGUGAUUUGUGUCACCACUGCACAGAUUCGAAUCUGUAUUCUGCAGACAACUUUUUUAACCAUCUCCGCAAUGCCUUGGACGUCCUGCAUAGAGAGGUGCCCAGAGCCCUGGUCAACCUCGUGGACUUCAUGAAUCCCAGGGUCGUGCGGCAGGUGUUCUUGGGGAACCCAGACAAGUGCCCGGUGCAGCAGGCCAGCGUCUUGUGCAACUGUGUCCUGACCCCAAGGGAGAACUCCUACGAGCUGGCCAAGCUGGAUGCCCUCACCCAAGCCUACCAGAGCAGCAUACGCAAGCUGGUGGAGUCAGGCCGCUAUGACACCCGGGAGGACUUCUCCGUGGUAUUGCAGCCCUUCUUCCUCAACAUCCAGCUCCCUGUCCUGGAGGAUGGGCGUCCCGAUACCUCCUUCUUUGCCCCAGACUGCAUCCACCCAAGCCAGAAAUUCCACUCCCAACUCUCUAGAGCCCUUUGGGUCAAUAUGCUUGAACCACUGGGAAAGAAAACCAAUACCCUGGACCUGGCAGCAGACAUCCGCCUGCCCUGCCCCACCCAGGAGGAGCCCUUCCUGAGAACCCCCCGGAAUAGUAACUACACGUACCCCACCAAGCCAGCCAUUGAGAACUGGGGCAGUGACUUCUUGUGCACAGAAUGGAAUCCUUCCAAUAGCAUACCCACCUCAGUCCACGAGCUCCGACCAGCAGACAUCAAAGUGGUUGCAGCCCUGGGUGACUCGCUGACUACAGCAGUGGGAGCUCGACCGAGCAACUCCAGCGACCUGUACAUAUCCUGGAGGGGGCUCUCCUGGAGCAUUGGAGGAGACGGGGCCUUGGAGACCCACACCACACUGCCCAACAUUCUAAAGAAGUUCAACCCUUCCAUCCUUGGAUUCUCCACCGGUACCUUGGAGAAGACACAGGGAUUCAACGUAGCAGUGGAAGGGGCCAGAGCUCAGGACAUGCCAGCCCAGGCCCGAGACCUGGUAGAGCGAAUGAAAACCAGCACUGAGAUCAACCCGGAGACAGACUGGAAGCUGGUCACUCUCUUCAUUGGCAGCAACGACUUGUGUCAGUACUGCGAGAAUCCGGCAGACCCCUUAACCGAAGAGUAUGUCCAGCACAUCCAGCAGGCCCUGGACAUCUUCUAUGAGAAGCUUCCGCGGGCUUUCAUUAAUGUGGUGGAGGUCAUGGAGCUGGCCAGCCUGCACCAGGGCCAAGGCGGGCAGUGCGCUGUGCUGCUGGCGGCUCAGAGAAACUGCAGUUGCCUCAGACACUUUCCAGACUCUCCGGUGAUGCAAGAGCUGAAGAAAGUGAACUGGAACCUCCAGAGUGGCAUCUCCAGGUUCUCCUACCAGCAGAAGUACAUGCAGCGUGAGGACUUCGCAGUUGUGGUGCAGCCUUUCUUCCAGAACACUCUCAUCCCACUGAAUGAGCUUGGGACCACUGACAUCACCUUCUUCUCUGAAGACUGUCUCCACUUCUCAGAACGCGGUCACGCGGAAAUGGCCAUUGCGCUCUGGAACAACAUGCUAGAACCAGUGGGACAGAAGACGACCUUCAACAACUUCACCCACAGCCGAGCCAAACUCAAGUGCCCGUCCCCUGAGAGCCCUUACCUCUACACCCUUCGGAACAGUCCGUCAUUCCCAGACCAGGCUGCAGAAGCCUCCAGUGGAUUUCCCUGGCCUGUGCCAGUGGCGGCAGUAGGUGGCCUCAUCGUUGGUGUCCUCGUGGUGAGCGUGUGGACAGCCAUCAGGAGAUACCAGGAGAAAGCAGCCCCGGCGAGCCCGCCUGAUUCCAGCUUCUAGGCCCUCGGGAGCAGAUCCCCAGCCACACCCCUGCAGCAGCUCUGGCCACCGCCUUCAACACUUGGUGACAGAGGAAGCCAGAGCGACCAUCAUGACUUCUUUCAGGCCUCUGCUCCUAGAAUUGGCAAAUUUAAUAAAGACAAAGCCAUUACGUUUCAGCUUAGCCUGCUUGCAGCCCUCACCUUCCACCUGCUGAGCACACAGGUGUGGGAGCCCCAGCCUCUCUCUCAGUCCUCUCUUGGGCACAGCUGCCUGCGGAUGCAGCUCAACCCCACGCUAAAUGAACCUCCUCCUCCUCUUCACCAAAGCCCCAGUUUCAAAAGUCAGGAAAAUACCGGUCACCAGGUUGUAGCUAAAGUUUUGGAGCCGGCUGACCGCUAUCCAAUUCUAUCCAACACAUCCCUGUUUGCCAUCCCUGUUUUGUUUUAUACCUAGGACAAUGGGGAGUAUUGUAGAGUCUCCAUGGCUGUGUGUGUCACAGCCUGGCCAAGAUCACAAACGGCAAAAAGAAGAGACUAUGUGACAAUGUGCAAUUAAGUACUGAGGCAUCCACAUAGAUGUUUCUGGCUGCUUUAGAGACCUAGGAAAAAUGUCCCUGAAGAGGGUGAUUUUGACCUGUUAUUUUUUUUGGAGGGGGGGAAUAUGUCACAUGUCCUUGACCUGAUUUUCUCAGGGUGAUAAAUUAGGCAGUAAUUCUUAGUUAUACAUUUGGUUUCUCAGAGAAGCCUAGAGAGUCUAAAAAUACAGGUCGAGCCUGUGUUUUUCUUGAGCUCCUACUAGGACCAAGGCCCUGCCCUGGACACCUCAUGCAGAUUACCUCUCGCUCUGCACAGAAGCCCAGGCAGAAGGAAUGAAAAGUGUUGGCAGUGGACGUGGCGGUGUC
Fukomys damarensis (Damara mole-rat) is the source of this 5484-nucleotide messenger RNA. RefSeq names its product phospholipase B1 (gene Plb1). The transcript is spliced from 58 exons. Gene Ontology annotation, molecular function: retinyl-palmitate esterase activity; phosphatidylcholine lysophospholipase A1 activity; A2-type glycerophospholipase activity. Lineage: Eukaryota; Metazoa; Chordata; Mammalia; Rodentia; Bathyergidae. Gene Ontology annotation, cellular component: brush border membrane. The coding region runs from base 123 to 4601 and encodes 1492 amino acids. Gene Ontology annotation, biological process: phospholipid metabolic process. The record is from RefSeq and is a predicted model, not a curated record.